Myripristis murdjan (pinecone soldierfish) is the source of this 3237-nucleotide messenger RNA. RefSeq names its product NIMA-related kinase 10 (gene nek10). Gene Ontology annotation, molecular function: protein binding; protein serine/threonine kinase activity; ATP binding. The record is from RefSeq and is a predicted model, not a curated record. Gene Ontology annotation, biological process: protein phosphorylation; positive regulation of MAP kinase activity; regulation of cell cycle G2/M phase transition. The transcript has 35 exons. NCBI's taxonomy places the organism in Eukaryota, Metazoa, Chordata, Actinopteri, Holocentriformes, Holocentridae. Bases 1 to 3237 code for a protein of 1078 amino acids.
AUGCCCAACGCGGUUAAAAAACUGAGACAAGGAGAGAGGUUGACCCUGAAAUCCACAGGAAUCAACAGCAAGGCAUCUCACGACCUCAGGAGACUUCUGUCCUUGCUCGCUAAAAGUGUCUCCAGAGAAGAGGUGGCAGCACUGAGUCACAGUAAAGCAUGCAGCGGUGCAGCCAGAUCUCAGGGCCAGCAUCAUCAAAAUGAUACCAUCUGUUAUAGGAGAGGGAGCGACGCCGCCAGUGAAGUUUCGGAGCUGGAAAAAUUCAGCAUAACAUACAGAAACCGGAGAUGUUUCAGCAGCCAUCCACUGCACAAGCUCUUCUCCGGCAUCCUCACCUCUCUGGUCAAGAACCGACUCUGCAGUGAAUGGGUCGACCACGCUCCACCUGAGUCUGUCCUUCGAGUCUUGAUCUGCCUUCGGUUGCUCAUCAGAGAUCCCCAGCAUCAGAUAAUUCUCCAUCAACUGCACGGCGUCAGUUUGCUUGCCAGGUACAUGGAGUGUGUCACUUCCACGUACAUAGCUUGUGGGGAACAGGCGUUCACCAUACAGAAGCUGGUCACGGUGACCUACAUGUUUCAGAAGCUGUCGGCUGUGGAGGAUCAGAGGAGCUGGGUCAUCGAGAGCGGAGCUCACAGGACUCUGGUGAAGCUCCUAUCAACAUCAGACAGCAGUGUAUUGCUGGGGGCCCUCCUGGCACUCACUACCCUGGCUGAGAGCCCAGAAUGCAGGGAGAAGAUUGGAGAGCUGCUGAUAGUGGAGAACCUGCUUGUGAUACUGCAAGAAUAUGACCUGUUAUCAAAAAGGAUGAGUGCGGAGCUGCUGAGGCUGCUGUCGCCGGUGCGCCAGGUGAGGGAUCAGGUGCGGGAGCUGGAGGGGCUGCCGGUGCUGCUGAGCCUGCUGCACAGCCAGCACCUGAAGCUGCUGUGGAGCAUCGCCUGGGUCCUGGUGCAGCUCUGUGAGGAUCCAGACACCAGGACAGAGAUCCGGAGCUGGGGAGGCGUGCAGCAGCUGCUCCGUCUGCUUCAGAGUGACAGGCAGUAUGUGUCUGACCGCUUGUCCGUCGAGACGCUGUCCAGUGCCAACGCAGCUGGUCGCAUCCAGAGGGAGCACAUGGGAGAGGAGCUCAGCCCGCAGGAGGAGGUGGACAACACGAUGGCCCUGCAGUCAGCGUGCUGUACAGCCCUGACUGAGCUUAUUUUGGAUGACACUUCUGCUCGCCACAUUGUGCAGGAAAAUGGAAUAUAUGUGAUUGCAAAGUUGAUUCUACCACAAAGCACCGAACCAAAGGCUGUUUCUUUACAGUGUUAUGCAUUCCGGACCCUUCGAUUUCUCUUCAGCGUGGAAAGAAACCGACAUCUGUUUAAGAGGCUGUUUCCCACAGACCUGUUUGAGUUGUUUAUUGACGUUGGCCAUUAUGUGCGAGACCUCACCGCCUAUGAAGGCCUGCAAGCCAAAGUUUUGCUCUACGCUGAAGAGGAGCUGGACAGCCUGAGGGAGAGCAUCGAGGCUGCGGACCAGAACCGCCCUCCUCUCAGAGUGAUCAGCGGGUUCUCCAUACUGGACCAUCUGGGCACCGGUGCCUUUGGAAGCGUCUUCAAAGUCCGUAAGCAGAGCGGCCAGAACCUCCUGGCUCUGAAGGAGGUGGACCUCCGCAACCCGGCCUUCGGGAAAGACAAGAAGUCCAGAGACAGCGACGUGGAGAAGAUCAUCUCCGAGCUCACCAUCAUCAAAGAACAGAUGGCACAUCCAAACAUUGUUAAAUAUUACAAGACAUUUUUAGAAGGUGACAGGCUGUACAUCGUGAUGGAGCUGAUCGAGGGCGUGCCGCUGGCCGACCACUUCAGCUCUCUGAAGGAGAAACAGCAGCAGUUCAGUGAAGACCGGAUUUGGAACAUAUUCAUCCAGAUGUGUCUGGCCUUACGGUAUCUGCACAAGGAGAAGAGGAUCGUCCACCGCGACCUCACACCUAACAACAUCAUGCUGGGGGAGAAGGACAGAGUCACCAUCACUGACUUUGGGCUCGCCAAACAGAAGCAGGAGAACAGCAAGCUGACAUCAGUGGUCGGCACCAUCCUUUACUCCUGUCCAGAGGUGGUGAAGAAUGAGCCGUAUGGAGAGAAGGCUGAUAUCUGGGCUUUAGGGUGUAUCCUCUACCAGAUGGCCACAUUGCAGCCUCCGUUUUACAGCAGUAACAUGCUGUCGCUGGCCAGCAAGAUCGUCGAGGCCGUCUAUGAGCCGCUUGAAGAAGGAGCCUUCUCAGACAGAGUCACAGACAUGAUCAAAUGGUGCCUGAGCCCGGACGCCGACCUGCGGCCUGACAUUGUGGCCGUCAGCUCGAGGAUCUCUGACCUCAUGAUGAGGCAGAUGGACACCCUCUACACUUCCCAGCAUGCACUGGAAAGAAAAGCAGAGCGAGACAGGAAACGAGCGCAGAAGUACUUCCUGGAGAGGCAUAAAUGCAGCGUGACCUGCUGUCACUCGGACACGCCUCAGGUUCUUGGACACCAAGAGAAGUCAACCAUGAAGACUGAAUCCCCACCUCCUGCCUCCUCUGCCGCCUGCAGCUCAAACCACUUUGAGCAGAACAUCAGUCAAGAUGAUGCCACAGAUGAGGAUGUCGGUGAAUCUAACAGCAAAAAUGACACCGCCGCCUCAGUGAGAAAACACUACGGAUCGAAGUCCAGCGGCUCUGCGACACGAGACCAAACUCCAGCUGGAGAUGAUUUUGCUGCCUCAAAGAUCAAACCAAGGCCAGUGUCAGCAGGAAUUUGUGUCUCCCAGAGGAAGGUUCGCCAGAUUGAUGAUCCCAUCCAGAGACUCCUCGUCCAAAUGCAUAAAAUCAUAUUCAUCACUCAGCUGCCACCUGCUCCUCACAACAGCGUCAAGCGGCGGAUCGUCGAAAGAUUCAAAAAGUCCCUGUUCCACCAGGGGAGCGAUCCCUACAACCUGAAGGUGGAGCUCAGCAAGCUCCUCCAGGCGUCUCCCGAGCUGACGGAGUUCGGCUCAGCGGGUUCAGACUGGUGGCCGCCGGUCCGGGCCUUUCCAGGUGACUGCCGGGCCGCCGCCGACCCAGACAUGACAGGUGAUGGGAAUCUGAAGGACGGCGUCACCUAUGAGCAGAUGCAGGGCAUCAUAGAGGACGUAUUGCAGGAGAAUAACUACUACAAAGCAACAUGCACCAGGGGCGAGGAGGAGGCCUUCAAGAAAAGCAGCAGCUCUGCAGCGGUUAAGAAAUGA